Molecule: messenger RNA, 2139 nt
Organism: Peniophora sp. CBMAI 1063
Lineage: Eukaryota; Fungi; Basidiomycota; Agaricomycetes; Russulales; Peniophoraceae
Source: the annotation of a GenBank genome assembly
AUGGCUGGACGCCUUUCCCGGAGGACUUCGGACGGGUUUCGGCAUUUUCGCCAAUGGGUUGGACGUUUCUUCGGGCGGUUGGCAAUAUGGAAAUACGGACGCUUGACAUUUCAUCGCCUGUGGACAUUGCUGUUCAGAUGCCUACCCUUCAAAAGCAAGCCUCCUAUUCCUGCCCCGGAUCCACCUCCCAGUCAGGUCCGACUGCAUGCCCUGAUCAUCGGGAUUGACGACUACAAGUCCGAUCGUGUCCUCAACCUCCACGGAGCAGUGUCUGACGCUGAUGCGGUGAACGAAUACCUACGCAAGGAUCUGCAGGUCCCGGCAACCCAAAUCGUUAAUCUUCGAGACAAGGCCGCCGCCCGGGACGUCAUCCUGCGCGAGUUGCAAGCACUCGGAACGCGUGAAGAUAUACGUAAAGGGGACCAGAUCCUAAUCUAUUACGCUGGUUAUGGCGCGACUGCAGAUACUCCAGACGGUUGGGCUACUAAGGGCGACAAGCUAUCGACGAUCGUACCCUACGAUGGGCUUGCCGAGUCCGACGACGCUCGUCGCAUCUAUCCUAUUCCGCAUCAGACUAUCGAGGCGGUUCUCCGAAAUUUGGCGAGGCAGAUUGGUAACGGGAACGAUAUUACGGUCAUCUUCGACUGUUGUUAUUCCGGUUCUGUUACGACCCCACACGACCCUUCCCGGCUGGUGCGCGGCUUGGAUUUAACGAAAGAGGAUACCAUACCGGCGGAUCUUGACCAGUCUAUUUGGAGAGGGAUAUUAGAGGCCGACGCUCCGGUACCGAGCUUGUCGUGCGUACUGCUGGCUGCGUGUCGCGAGGGCGGCAUAGCGCAAGAAAUCGGAUCUCGUGGACAGUUCACUCAAGCGCUGCUCGAAGCGCUGCGAAGCGUCUCCAGGAGGAAGGUCUCGUACUUAGAACUCCUACAGCGCGUACCGAACAUCCCUGGCCAGAACCCAAUAUGCGAAGGCCAUUGCUUAGAUCGGUCAUUUUUCAACACUCUCGCGCUAGACAAGGAGCGCACGCUGCACCCCAUGCUUUCGAAAGACGACGCGAUUGUCAUCGAUGCUGGCUUUCUUCAAGGUGUCAGCCCGGACGCCGAAUUCAAGAUUUACGCGCAUGAACGCCCCGCCCUUGGCGAUGAGCCGUCGGCGAUCAUGAUACCCAAGUCCGUUCACGCUUCGAGUACCGAUCUGAAGUAUUCGCCCUCUUCGCUUGUCCAGACACUAGACUUCAGUGGCCAGCUAUCGUACUACGCAGAGCAAACUUCACUCGGGAAGGUAGCGGGGCUGCGACUACAUUUGCCAUCGGAUUCGGAGGGCCGAAACACUAUACUUGAAGCGCUGACGAAGGUUUCGCAGCCGCGCACCAGCGGCCCGGCCGUUCUCUCAGUGGACGAUGCUGCACAAGCCGACUUGAGCCUUCUUGUAAGCGCGAACGAAGUCCAAUAUAUCAUAUACGAACCUACGAUCAAGGCUUGUGGGCUAUCAGAGCUGCGUCAGUCAUCCAAGGCAGACACCACGAAGCCUAUCUAUACAGUACUUCGCGCUGCGGCCCACUUCUUCCGUUUCAUGCGUCACUCGCCCACCGAGAAUAGGCUUCGGGACACAGUUCAUGUAGAGGUGUAUGCGCUCGAGGUCGACGAGGAGGGAGAACUAGGUCCGGAUCUGCGGCGUCCAUGGAUCACUUCCGGAGGUAACAUCAACGAGGCCGGGUUCGUCGAUGUCGUCGCGGAUGACGAUACGCCAUACGGUAUCAAGGUUCGAAACGAUUCUGAUACCCCACUCCACAUUUGGGCGUUCUACUUCGACUGCAGCGGGCUUGCGAUCUCCGAAUACUACCGACCACCAGCCAUUGGGCAGGGGGCGGAACCAUCGCUUCCAGCGCACGGUGUACUCACAAUCGGGUACGGUGCUGGUGGUGGCCUACCGUACACGUUCUUCCUGCGCGAAGGCCAAGAGCUUGAUCUCGGUUUCAUUAAGCUCUUCAUAUCGGCGGAGCCCAUCGACUUUUCGAGUAUUGAGCAGCGCUCGCCUUUCAAGGAUCCUGUGGCACGAGGGAAGAAGAAACGGAGCGCCGAGUUUGACGCUGGGUGGGACACUAUUACAAUUGCUGUCGUACAGCGUAAGCCUUGA